AUGGCUGCUAUCCCCGCUGACGGAACAUGGUUUGACACCCUCAAGAAGUCCUUCGCUGAUGUCCCCAUCGGUGCGGAUGAGGGCAUCUCAACCACCGAGUUCCUCGAGGCCGCUGAGUCCCUGGUGACUCUCUUUGAUGUCCUCGGCUCCGCUGCUUUCACUCCUGUCAAGAAUGAUCUCCUUGGCAACAUCAAGAAAGUCCGCGAGCGUCAACAGGCAGCUCCUGCUGAGUCUGAGACCCUGCAGGCCCUUGUCCUCAACGAAUUGAAGACCGGCAAGCACACUGCCACCGAAGGUCUGGUCUGGCUGGUCCGAGGCCUCGACUUUACCGUUCAAGCCCUCCGUCACAACAUCGACAACGGCUCCGCCGAGCUAUCGGACUCCUUCCGUGGAGCCUACGGCAACACUCUCAAGCCCCACCACUCCUUCUUUGUCAAGCCCAUCUUCAGCGCUGCCAUGAGUGCUACCCCAUACCGCAAGGACUUCUACCCCAAGCUGGGUCAGGAUCAGGCCAAGGUUUCUGCUUCCAUGGCGAAGGAGGUUGCUGCUUUGGAGAAGGUCGUCGCUAUCGUGAAGGCUUUCCAGGAUACCAAGGCUGCUAAGUGGUAA
Molecule: messenger RNA, 609 nt
Organism: Penicillium paradoxum
Lineage: Eukaryota; Fungi; Ascomycota; Eurotiomycetes; Eurotiales; Aspergillaceae
Product: GLTP domain-containing protein
Exons: 4
Coding region: 1-609 (202 amino acids)
Biological process (GO): ceramide transport; intermembrane lipid transfer
Cellular component (GO): cytoplasm; membrane; cytosol
Molecular function (GO): ceramide 1-phosphate transfer activity; ceramide 1-phosphate binding
Source: RefSeq, a predicted model, not a curated record